Molecule: messenger RNA, 3040 nt
Organism: Trichechus manatus latirostris (Florida manatee)
Lineage: Eukaryota; Metazoa; Chordata; Mammalia; Sirenia; Trichechidae
Gene: MCU
Product: mitochondrial calcium uniporter
Exons: 7
Coding region: 829-1158 (109 amino acids)
Biological process (GO): calcium import into the mitochondrion; mitochondrial calcium ion homeostasis
Cellular component (GO): uniplex complex; mitochondrial inner membrane
Molecular function (GO): uniporter activity; calcium channel activity
Source: RefSeq, a predicted model, not a curated record
UGCAACCAUUCUUACCCUCCUUUUCUGAGUUGUUUGUAUGUGAUCUUGAAAACACACCAAAAUGUUCCCUACUAUUAGAUAGAAUAAUAGCAGUUUUGGAGACUACUAUUUUCUUUGAUUUGUAUUCACUUUUCUACAAAGAAUAUGAAUUACUUAAGUAAUCAAAAAGCUAUUAUUUAUUAUAUACACACGCAUAUGUAUAUAACAUUUGUUGUUCCGUCCUGACAGUAAAUGUCUUUUUUAAUUUUCUAGGUGCACCAGAGGCUUUCUUCCUGGCAGAAUUUGGGAGUUGUUUAUUGCAGUACUGUUGUGCCCUCUGAUGAUGUGACAGUGGUUUAUCAAAACGGGUUACCUGUGAUAUCUGUGAGGCUACCAUCCAGGCGUGAACGCUGCCAGUUCACACUUAAACCUGUCUCAGACUCCGUUGGUGUGUUUUUACGACAACUGCAAGAAGAGGAUCGGGGAAUUGACAGAGUUGCAAUCUAUUCACCAGAUGGCAUUCGAGUUGCUGCCUCAACAGGAAUAGACCUCCUCCUCCUUGAUGACUUUAAGCUGGUCAUUAAUGACUUAACAUACCAUGUGCGACCACCAAAGAGAGACCUCUUAAGCCAUGAAAAUGCAGCAACGCUGAACGAUGUAAAGACGCUGGUCCAGCAGCUGUAUACCACACUGUGCAUUGAGCAGCACCAGUUAAACAAGGAAAGAGAGCUUAUCGAACGAUUAGAGGAUCUCAAAGAGCAACUGGCUCCCCUGGAAAAGGUACGAAUUGAGAUUAGCAGAAAAGCUGAGAAGAGGACCACUUUGGUGCUAUGGGGUGGACUUGCCUACAUGGCCACACAGUUUGGCAUUUUGGCCAGGCUCACCUGGUGGGAAUAUUCCUGGGACAUCAUGGAGCCAGUCACCUACUUCAUCACUUAUGGAAGUGCCAUGGCGAUGUAUGCAUAUUUUGUAAUGACACGCCAGGAAUAUGUUUAUCCAGAAGCCAGAGACAGACAAUACUUACUAUUUUUCCAUAAAGGAGCCAAAAAGUCUCGUUUUGACCUAGAGAAAUACAAUCAACUCAAGGAUGCAAUUGCUCAGGCAGAAAUGGACCUUAAGAGACUGAGAGACCCAUUACAAGUACAUCUGCCCCUCCGACAAAUUGGUGAAAAAGAUUGAUCUGCAAAGAGCCCUGGAAUCCCGGCAGAAAGAACACCUGUUUAUAAUUCUUGCCUUUGUAAUUAAAGCAUUGCAGGUGGAAGCUGGGAGCUAUGUGGGGGUGGAGGGUUUUUACCUUUAAUUAAAAAACAAAAAGAAAAGGAACUUAGGGGAAAAAGGAAUGCUAAAAUCUGAGGAUCAGGCAUUGUGGGAUGUCAGUCUCAAAGGGCUUAGUGAAUAUUGUCUCAGUCAAGCAUCGCAGUUUCUGGAUGACAAUGAUUCAGUUCCAUAGUUGAGAGAUUCAUAAGGAGACAGCGACGCUGGGGUGUUUGUUUCUUGCAUCUUCUUUGCAGGGUCAGCAAAACAGUAACACACCAGCACCCCACUCAGCUCUGAUUUUUUUUAAUUUAACUUUUCUUAUUAUUGACACAGAACUAAAUAAAUAUACCAGAAAAGCAAAUCCUCAGGAUACGUGGGUGGCCGACAGAGUCUGAGCCCGUAUCAUUAACAGUGAUUUUAGAUUGGACCCAGUCUCUGCAGAGUUACCGGGAAUUUCUCCUCCUGCACCCCUUGGCUGACCAGCUACGCCUGUUGAUUACACUAAUUUUAUCCAUAUGAUAAUUGGAACCAAUUUCUGACUGAUGAUUGACACUUUGGAUUAUCCCUUAACACCUUCUUAAAUGUCUGCAUAUCCCAGUGCUCUGGGUCAGUAUCUAGAAAUCAUUGGCAAUGCUGCAUGAGGUUGUUUUGUUUCGUUUCGUUUUUUACUAAUUAGUGUCUUAAGAGGAGGAAGAACUUCCCUCCUUUAUUUACCUACCCCGUGGAAAUCCCCCUAGCCCUCCAUAACUCUCACAUCAGAGGGGGAAUGUUCAGCUGUAAUUACCAAAUCAAGACCAUGUAAGGUUUACAGAUUGGCUAAAAUCAUGGCUCUGUAGCCAUUUCAAAACCAGAAUAAUUUCAUUGCUGUUAAUCUGCUUGUGUGGUGGCAUUCCAGGCCACCCAGAUGGCACUGCUUUGUCUGGAGGCUUCAUUAAUCCCAAAGGACGCAUACUUUCACCUCGUUUGUGAGCCCUUCCACCUCCACCACUUCUGUAGUUUUAAAUCAAGUAUGUGGAUCUCAAAGGGUGCAGUUUAUCUUUAUACAGGAAUACGUUUCUAUGUCUUCCUUCAGCCUUACCCUUUCCACCCUAUUUUUUCUUAUCUUAAAUUGAGAGAAAGAAGAAUUACUCUUACACUCUUUCAAAAUGUUUUAUACCAUAUUUCCAGAUGACAUCUGCAUCUGAAGAGUCAAAGGGGUCUGUGUCUGAUAUCCUGUUUGUAACUGCAGUGGGGCAGGAUGGAAAGGGUGAUGGGGCUUGCCACACAGGUGAUUGAUUGGCUUUUUUCUUUCACAUGAUUCAUCCCUCCUUGUGGCAAGGGUUUGCUUUCUCUUUGUCUUCCUCCUUUGGGAUUAUUGUGUAUGAAAAGAAAAACUUUAAAUGACAAACCCAGACUCCAGGUGCCUUGCGGAGGUUGAAGGCCAGCCAGGAUUGCUGCUGCUCCUGCCACUGCCCCUCCCUCUGGCAUGAUGGAAUGAAAGGAUGCAUGGCUCCACUUCCACAUCUCCCACUUCCUUCCUCCACCCACCCCCUAUCAGCAGCCCCUUCCCUCUUUUUUUUUUUUUUAAGUUGUGUGAAUUAUUUUUAAACCAUUUAUCCUGUUUGUGCAGAGUUUUUAAGAAGAAACAACACAAUGCAGUGAGCAAAUCCUUUCAGGGUGUGUGGGAGGCAAGGGAGGGAGGAUGUGGAGAAAAGUCCUUUAAACAAAUAGCAAAAUACUGAACAUGUGUAAAAUCCUGUAUCAUUUAUGAAAUAUGUAUAAAAAGAAAUGUACCUUCUGGAACAAUAAAUACUCAAUUUUUGAA